Molecule: messenger RNA, 644 nt
Organism: Triticum urartu
Lineage: Eukaryota; Viridiplantae; Streptophyta; Magnoliopsida; Poales; Poaceae
Product: NADH-ubiquinone oxidoreductase 20.9 kDa subunit
Cellular component (GO): respiratory chain complex I
Source: RefSeq, a predicted model, not a curated record
AGCCACACCUGAAUCUCGACCUCCUCCUCCCAGCGACCAAAUCUGCCGCCGCGCCGCCCGCCGGAAGGAACGAAUCGAGCCCGCGAUGAACACCGACAUCACCGCGUCAGUGAAGCCGGAGUACCCGGUGGUGGAUCGGAACCCGGCCUUCACCAAGGUCGUCGGCAACUUCUCCGCGCUCGACUACAUGCGCCUCUCCACCAUCUCCGCCGUCUCCGUCACCGUCGGCUACCUCUCCGGGAUCAAGCCGGGGAUCCGCGGGCCGUCGAUGGUGACGGGGGGCCUCAUCGGGGUCCUGGGAGGGUUCAUGUACGCCUACCAGAACUCCGCCGGACGCCUCAUGGGGUUCUUCCCCAACGAAUCCGAGGUCGCGCGCUACAAGUACAAGCUGUAGUGGUAGGAGGCGCCAUUUCUCCUCGUCUCUCUACCGCAAAUGUUACAUCUUUGCUUUUAUCUUUCUCUAAUCUCGUGUGAGCAAUGUGUGGUCUUGGUGUAAUAAAUGGGGUGCCUUGCUGCACAGUAGUGAGGAAUUCAUGCUAUGAUUUUACUCGUUUUGUUAUGACCUGGUCAUAAUUUGGUCGCCAUUUUGGUAAACUUAUGGAAUGGGGAACUUUUGUAUUAUGAAAUGGCUUAUAGUGUCUCUA